Dermatophagoides pteronyssinus (European house dust mite) is the source of this 2175-nucleotide messenger RNA. RefSeq names its product alkaline phosphatase-like. Gene Ontology annotation, molecular function: alkaline phosphatase activity. Lineage: Eukaryota; Metazoa; Arthropoda; Arachnida; Sarcoptiformes; Pyroglyphidae. The record is from RefSeq and is a predicted model, not a curated record. Gene Ontology annotation, biological process: dephosphorylation.
ACCAUAUUGGUAAUAAUAUACGUCAUAGCUUCAUAGACUUGAAAAUUGUAAUAAUUUUCAUUAUUGAAUUUUAACAAUUGUAGUUAUUCAAAAAAAUGAAAUACAUUCCAUUUUGAUUUAUUUGAACAGGAUUUUUUCCUAAAUCAUAUAGCACAAUCAAACUCUUUGAAUUUUUUUUCAGCCAUUCUACUUUUGACAAACAACAUAUCCAUUCAGCACAUUCAUAAGAUCUAAUUCAAUUUUCCCGAUAUGAUCAUGAAUAUCUAUUUCUUCAGAUCAGGUUUCAAUUGGAAUGAAAAAAUUUUUCGACAAAAAUUUGUAAUUUUCCACAGUAUUAUUGUCAUUGUACAUGUUUUGUCUAUAGUUUCAGCAUUAACUAUCAGCAUUAAUAAUGAUAAUUCCAAUCAAACGAACUUUUCAAUACCGGAACAACAAGAUGAUCAGCCGUUUCCUGCCGAAUCUUCACAACAUAGUUUUUAUGACUAUACACGAUUUAGUGAGACUGAUCCUCGCCAUUGGUAUUGGAUGGCACGUGCCGACAUUCGUGAACGUUUACAGAUAUUACGUCCAAUGCAUUAUCGAGCGCAGAAUGUGAUUAUUUUUCUUGGUGACGGUAUGGGCAUUUCCACUAUCACAGCUUCACGUAUUCUAAAAGGGCAAAUUCAUGGCCAUCAUGGUGAGGAAGGAUUUCUCGAGUUCGAUAGAUUUCCGUAUUCAGCUUUGAUCAAGACGUACAAUCUGGAUAAACAAGUUCCGGAUUCAGCCGGUACUGCAACCGCUUAUUUAACUGGUGUGAAAGCAAAUUUUUAUACAUUAGGUGUAGCAGCCAAAGUUAACAAAGAUCAUCCUGAUUGCAAUCUUGUACAAAAAAGUUCCGUUGAUUCAAUUCUUAAAUGGGCAUUAGAUUCUGGUAAGGCAGCUGGUUUUGUCACCACAACUCGAGUGACGCAUGCCACUCCAGGAGCAUCAUAUGCUCAUACACAGAAUCGUGAUUGGGAAUAUGAUAUCGAUGAAUCAGUGGUUAACCCCACUACGCGUCAUAAUUGUAAAGAUAUCGCUCGACAAUUGAUCGAAGAUGAACCUGGAAAAUCAUUGAAUGUGAUAUUAGGCGGUGGACGUCAAUCAUUCAUGUCAGAUCAAGAAUUGGAUCCUAAAGGAAUGUUAUCCGAAGGUCAUAUACAUUCAGUUUCUGGAAAACGACGUGAUGGUCGAAAUCUGAUUGAAGAAUGGAAACUGAAACGUUCGAAACAAGAUAAAGAUCAUAGUAAUUUUGCCUACGUGAAUGAUACGCAAAGUUUACAUGGUGUAAAUUACCAAAAGAUACAUUAUCUUUUCGGCUUAUUCAAUUAUACGAAUAUGGAGUAUGAAAAACUUCGUGAUCGAAGUCCAAAUGGUGAACCAUCCUUGACCGAAAUGACCGAAGCGGCUAUCAAAGUUUUAAGCAACAAUCCGAAUGGAUUCGUUUUGCUGGUUGAAGGUGGUCGCAUCGAUCAUGCUCAUCAUGAUGGCUUCGCAACACUUGCCUUACAUGAGACAUUGGAAAUGGACCGAGCUAUUCGUCGUUCAAGAGAAAUGUUACCGAUGGAAGACACAUUGAUCGUAGUCACAGCUGAUCAUUCACAUUCAUUAGUUAUAAAUGGAUAUCCAAAUCGAGGUAAUCCGAUUCAAGGAGAAAGCCAUUCGCGUGAUUCGUUUCUGAUUCCUUAUACUACAUUAAUGUAUACUAAUGGUCCGGGAUUUAGGACAAUAAAACAACGAACCAGCCAAAUUCAUGAUAAUCUAUACCAGUUAAAAUAUCGUGUUCAUUCGGCAGUAUACACCAAAGAAGCCAAUCAUGCUGGUGAAGAUGUCGCUGUCUUUGCAAUCGGACCAAUGGCCCAUCUUUUUGGUGGUACACAUGAACAAUCACACAUUGCACAUGUUAUGGGAUUUGCUGCCUGUAUUGGUCCAUAUCAACAAGAAUCACAUUGUCAAGAAGGAGUUGAUGAUAAAAUCCGACAUAAAAAAAUAGAAUCUGGAUUUCGUCCUUUCAAUCCUUUCAACAGUGAAUUCGAGAAGCGUAAAACUUUAAACAAUGGAAAUCAUAGUGUUAGCCAGCAAUUGAGCUUAAUAGUCUUUCUUUCUAUUAUUAUUAUUUGGUUUCAUAAAAUUGCAAUUUGAUUCAUUUUGAAUAAU